ACUUCCCUGUCUCGGGAACCAUGUGGUGUUCCAAGAUAAGGCAAGCACUUACUAAUUUGAGUCCACAAGCAGGAAAUGUGAUACAUCCAUUUCCUUUCAGGCAAACAACACAGUUCUGUGGCAGCACAAAAGCUUUGCUUCUAGUGCAAAAUCUCAAACCUACAGAAAACUAUUGCUCCUCUGUGGACAUACCAUUCCGUAUUUGCUAUUUGGAUGUUAUGGAUAAGAACAGUACUUCUCCUCCAAUCACAUGGCCACCAAAAUUUUGGGAGCAUAUAACAAUAGCCUUCACAGUGUCCAUGGUGAUUGGACUGGUGAUUGGAGGCAUCAUCUGGGCAUUUUUCAUCUGCUUGUCCCGUCGCAGAGCUAGCGCCCACAUUUCCCAGGGGAGUCCUUCAUCCUUCAGCCGUCGCUCCAGACCUUCCUCCCAUGGCCACGCUGCCAGCAGGACUGGAUUUUACCGCAACAGCAGCUGCGAACGUCGGAGCAACCUCAGCCUGGCCAGCCUCACCUUCCAGCGGCAAGCCUCCUUGGAGCAGGCCAACUCUUUCCCCAGGAAGUCAAGCUUCCGUGCAUCCACCUUCCACCCUUUCCUGCAGUGCCCUCCCCUGCCUGUGGAGACGAACAGUCAGCUGAUCACCCUCACUCCUACAAAUACCACCACAACCCUUGUGGGAAGCACCACCAACAGCUUGAGUCGACCUGAAUUCCACUGGUCCAACAACAACCUCCGCAUCUGCCACUCCACGCAAACGCCACCUCCCGCCUAUGAAACCAUCAUAAAAGCUUUCCCAGAAUCCUGAGCUUCGUCCUCGCUGCAAACACACGUGUGCAUCUUAGGAGACCGCAGUUAUCUCCACAAUUUUCUGUGCAUGAUGAAGAUCUCUGAGAAGUCUCCAGUUGCAGUUGCAGAGGGGACAUACUUUUUGCUGAGAGGCGUGUAGCAGUGAUUUCAUGGAGCUCAGCAUCCCACUGUCUGAGAGAUCACUUGUUGUUUGCACUGCUGGCUUUUAUUUACUGCUCUGCUGUAUGCUUGAAAAUCUACAGUGUUGUUUCUUUAAUUGCAGCCAUUGUCUCUUUAUUUUUGAGGGAAAAAUGCUGCCACAUAAAAACAAAAUAAUUUCUUGAAGAAACAGAUAAUAGUAGAGAUUAUUGAUAUACACAGCACAUCAAUGCAAAUUUCACUAUUUUUUUUAGGAAGUUUUGAUUUUACAUGUUUUUGUUACAUUUUCAAAGAGCACCUCACAUUACUCACCUCCUUGCUAUAACCCAUAAGAACUUCAGUCUGAGGAACCUUAAAUGCAGACCUCGUGGAGGAUGCAGUCCUGGCUGCUACAGACAUGCUGUUUUGUUGAUUCCAAAGAUCUGAUCUGAAAAGACUCCAUAUCAGGGAUGCUUUCUUAAAAUUCCCCACAGUGUGGGAAAAAAUUGGGAAGUACAUAUAGCUUCAUGCAGAAAUAAGUUUUCAAUAACAUACUAAAUGCAUGAUGACAAUUAUAAAGAAUUUUCUGUCUGCAGCCAGCAGAACAGGUAGUCACAUUUUAAUACCUAGUGAGGCUGUAUGAGCAGAACUCCUCAUGUUUCAUUUUUCUAGUUCUGGUUAUCCAGAUAAGCAGUAUGAAUGACAACUAUUUUUUAAUUAAGUUUCCUGAUUUCCAAUUAGAUUAGUCAUUUCCUUAUUUCAAAUUGUUUUUCUCAAAUUGUACCAACGUUUAAUUCUUUCUUUUAUUCACUGAAAAUCUCAUCUCUCACUAAAACAAGAUUUCAGACAUCUGUGGCUGAAUACAGGGAUUGUAAAAUGAAUUGGGAUAUGAAGAUAAAGAUGAAGUAUUUAGUUGAGGCUUACAUAUAUUCUUGACUUUUAUAUGUGUAUCAUGCCAAACUAACCCCUGGCUUAGUAGAGACUAAUUGCUCUGAUGUGACAAAAUGUUCAGGAUAUGGAAAUAACAGAGACAAAUGGGACCCAAAUUAGGUCUUAUUGUAUCAGUUUCCUGUUAAAUAUUUUAUGGUCAAAUUAAGGGUAAGACAUUUCCACAAGUAGAGGAGUUGUCCACAUUCCACAAUUGCAAAUAUUCCUGUUGUUUCUAAAAGGGCAAUAUCAGCCUCAGAACUCUGGGUUCUGUAGGGAGAACAAGUUCUUAUAUCUCUUCUGGGAGGGCCAAAGAUUCAGCAUCUUCUGAGAAUGGGCAAAAUGCUUAACAUCUCCCAGGUUUUCCAGGCUUUGGGAGACUGGCAGCGUGCAUCCCUUUGCUGAGGUCAACAUCCCUUGGGAAGCACUGGCAUUGACCUCUGAUCCUCAGUAUUCUAGCCCAAUGUCCACCCAUUUGCAAAUAAUGCUACAAACAUUGAGCUUACAAGCAAUACUUACUAUAAACAGCAAGUAUUCCUUAUUGUAAAGGCAAAUUAUUUUGCAUAUAUUUACUGACUGGAUUUAAUUGUUUCAAUUUUUAGUGUGCAACACAUCUGGAGAGAUGUAUGUCAUUGCUAGAAGAGCAACCAUUUACAGAGUUUACAGAGCAUUUCACUGCAGACACUCUGGGUUCUAGCACACUCAGAACCUGUUGAUAAGACUGUAACACUGCAUUUGGCUAAUCACAGGCUACAGACUUAAAAUAACAGUCCUCUGAAGAAAGAAAGAAAGAAAGAAAGGAAGAAAGAAAGAAAGAAAGAAAGAAAGAAAGAAAGAAAGAAAGAGAAAGAAAGAAAAUUGUGCUUCAUUCAUUCAUUAUUUUUUUUUCAUUUAGAGCUUUUCUGAGUCUGAUGAAUUUCAUUGCAUGCAAAAAUAUAUUCAGAGUUUCCUUCCUAUAGAAUAGGUGAUGCAGCCUAUUCUAAUCUGCCUACAAAAAGUAGAAUGCAAGCCUGCUCCCUUUGUUUCAUGGGUCUGAUGGACUUUGGAAGAGACAACUUACCCUACCAGCUGCGUACCCAGUGUGCACCCAGCUGGCUAAAAGUGCUUGUUUCUUGAGAGUGAAAUCAUUUUAGAUGACUGAAUUUUUACUUCUGGAAUGUAAGUGUACAUUACAUUACAGUAGAACUUUCCACAGCACAAUUAUUACACGAUUAUUACUUGUAUAACUUUAUAUUUAGUAAACAAUGUAAAGAGGGAAGCUUAAAUGUACUGUAUUUUUUCCUUCCGAAAUCUGCACUGGAUAUCAAAACAUUUCUUAUGUGUCCUGGAUUAGGGAGACUAAAACCACACAUUUGGUGCAUAGCCAAUAUGACUGUCAGGUGCCUAAAACUUGUUUUCACAUCUGAAAGAAAUGUUUUGCAAGCAUUCAGGAAGCUUCAGAAUGUGGAAUAAAGUUAGAUGCUAUAAUCUCAAA
Messenger RNA from Catharus ustulatus (Swainson's thrush), 3323 nucleotides. RefSeq names its product MYC target 1 (gene MYCT1). Lineage: Eukaryota; Metazoa; Chordata; Aves; Passeriformes; Turdidae. Bases 21 to 803 code for a protein of 260 amino acids. The transcript has 2 exons. The record is from RefSeq and is a predicted model, not a curated record. Gene Ontology annotation, cellular component: nucleoplasm.